CGCGCGCGCACACAAGCAACAGUCAGGCGGCGGAGGAUGCGCACAACAUGAGCAACAGCCAAUAGAGCUCAUAGAGAGAAGAACACGGUGAAUUCCGACUCGUUUAGCGUCGGGAAUGCGAUCUAGAAACACUCGGCUUGUUCAGAUAUUCUGGGCUGGAUCAGAUCUCCGGUUCAUCGCUUCACAUCACAGAAACUGACAGUCCCGUCCAAGAGCAGCACGUUCUCUUUGGACUGGAUCUAGACCUCGGGACGGCAGGAUUGGACUCCGAUUGUCUGUUUUGGAUUAUUCUGCUGAGGAGGAGUCACUUCGGAGAGCAUGAUUACUUCCAGAGCCGGAAUACUAGAGACUAAUCUAGUUUAUGUGGGCAAACUCGAUUACAGCGGCGAAUCCCUCAUGUGAACAGAGCAGAGUCUAAUUCGUUUUGCUGCAGGACGUGCAUUGACUUCAGCGGUGUUUAAGCAGAAUCAAGAGUUUGGGAUCUUCGCAAUGCGUUUUCUGUAGGAGCGUUCUCUUGGAACGUUGGGUAUCCUGGGACGGCAUCCGUGGCGUUCGGUGUUGGCGUGGAGCUGAAUCGAAUGGCUCGACCCGGCUCUGGGGUUCUGGUGUCGCUGGGAGGCGGAUACUCGUCUCAGAGCAUGGCUAGGGUGGUGGUUUGGGAAUGGCUGAACGAACACGGCCGCUGGAGGCCAUACGGCGCCGCCGUCUGUCAUCACAUCGAAAACGUCCUGAAGGGGGACGCUCGGGGGACCGUCAUACUGGGGCAGGUGGAUGCCCAGCUCGCGCCCUACGUCAUAGACCUGCAGUCCAUGCAUCAGUUCAGGCAAGACACAGGCACAAUGCGUCCCGUGCAACGUAAUUUCUACGACCCGUCCUCGGCUCCAGGCAAGGGCAUCGUGUGGGAAUGGGAGAACGACUGCGGCUCCUGGACGCCGUACGACAUGGAGCUGUGCGUCAGCAUCCAGAACGCCUACGAGAAGCAGCAUCCCUGGCUGGACCUGAGCUCUCUGGGCUUCAGCUACGUAGUAGACUUCGACGGGAUGUCCCAAACCAACCGGCAGAGUCAGAGGAAGCGGCGCAUCCGGCGGCGGAUGGACCUGGCCUACCCUCUCAUCGCCGGAUCCAUCCCCAAGUCCCAGUCCUGGCCGGUGGGCACCAGCUCGGGGACGCCCUGCACCUGUCAGCAAUGCAUUCUGGUCCACAGCACGAGGGCCGCCUCCAACGCCAUCCUGGCCCUGCAGCAGAGGAGGAAGCUGUACGGGACGGAGGGCGGAGCCAGCGCCGUCGUCAGGCAGAGCAACACCUUCGCCGGCACCUCCCUCUGGUCGCCCGCGACGACCGUCGCCAGGGGACACCAUAACAACAUAUCGGUGGGAGGCGGAGGAGGAGGCGGGAAGGUGGAGAUGAACUUCCCGUGCGCUCCUGCCAUCGUGACGCUGCCAUCCAAUCACGCGCUUACUAUUAACGGACAGAACAAUCUGAACCGGCCGGGAACGCAGCGGAUCACGGUGACGGCCAGCCGAGGAUCUGUCCCUCCAGGGGUUCCUGCACUUCCUGUGAAGAAUCUCACCGGGUCAGGUCCGGUCCAUCCCGCGUUAGCAGGAAUGACUGGGAUCCUCAUGUGUGCCGCUGGGCUCCCCGUGUGUUUGACCCGGGCUCCUAAACCCAUCCUCCAUCCACCGCCGGUCAGCAAGAGCGACCUGAAGCCCGUGCCGGGGAUCAACAGCAUCCGACGCAAGACCAAGAAAAAGCACCUCCGCAAAGGUAAAAACCCCGAGGACGUGGUUCGGCGCUACACGGAGAAGAUCAAGUCGGCUCCCGAUGAGGACUGCACCAUCUGUAUGGAGCGACUGGCCACCGCGUCCGGAUACGAGGGAGUGCUGAGCUACAGAGGCAUCAAGCCCGAGCUGGUCGGCAAACUGGGAAAGUGCGGACACAUGUACCAUCUUCUGUGUCUGGUGGCCAUGUACAACAACGGCAAUAAGGACGGCAGUCUGCAGUGUCCCACCUGUAAGGCCAUCUACGGGGAGAACGGCACACAGCCUCCUGGGAAGAUGGAGUACCACGUGAUUCCUCAUUCUCUACCUGGAUACUCCGACACCAAGACUAUACGGAUCGUCUAUGACAUUCCAGCUGGGAUACAGACCACAGAGCACCCGAAUCCCGGGAAAAAGUACAGCGCGCGCGGAUUUCCUCGACACUGCUACUUACCAGACAACGAGAAAGGCCGGAAGGUGUUGAAGUUGCUCAUCACGGCGUGGGACCGUCGCCUGAUCUUCACCAUCGGGACGUCCAGCACCACGGGGGAGACGGACACGGUCGUCUGGAACGAGAUCCACCACAAAACAGAGUUCGGCUCCAACCUCACGGGCCACGGCUACCCCGACCCCAACUACCUGGACAACGUGAUGAGGGAACUGGCCGCUCAGGGCGUCGGAGAGGACAACCUGAAGGACUGA
Messenger RNA from Puntigrus tetrazona (Sumatra barb), 2459 nucleotides. RefSeq names its product deltex 1, E3 ubiquitin ligase (gene dtx1). Gene Ontology annotation, cellular component: nucleoplasm. Gene Ontology annotation, biological process: protein ubiquitination; Notch signaling pathway. The record is from RefSeq and is a predicted model, not a curated record. NCBI's taxonomy places the organism in Eukaryota, Metazoa, Chordata, Actinopteri, Cypriniformes, Cyprinidae. Gene Ontology annotation, molecular function: zinc ion binding; ubiquitin protein ligase activity.